CAUGCAUUCCAUCACAGAAUCAACGCGAGUUUCCUUCUAAUCUCUCUCACCUUUAUCCCUGGAAUCGCCGCCGUUCAAAUUUUUAAACCCACAAAAGCCUCUUGCGUCCCGAAUCCCCAUAUCAUCGUUCCUGAGAAUUCCCACGCGCUCACUCACUCUUCACCUACAGGAACAAAAAUCCAACCUCCUGUGUGUCUCUUUCUAUUGUAUUCGUAACUGUAAAACCUCUCUUCACUCUCUCACUGUUCUAUAAAUUUUCUAUUCCUUCUCUGAGAGUCUCAAAUUGUUCUCUUUCAGUUUUUCUUUCUCUUUUCUCUCAGAGGAACGGUUUCUCUCCGGUUUCUUGCCUUCCAAGCAGCAGCCAUGUCAACCCAGGCGAAACAGCACCGCAUAGGCUACGCACUGGCGCCCAAGAAAGUGCAGAGCUUUAUCCAGCCAUCCCUCAUUAGCCUCGCGAGUCGCCAUAGCAUCGAUCUGGUCGCUAUCGAUCCUUCGAAAUCCCUAAUUGAACAAGGGCCAUUCGACUGUGUCAUCCACAAGCUGUAUGGUUCAGAUUGGAAGCUGCAACUGGAGCGUUUCUCUUUGGAAAACCCUAAUGUUCCCAUUGUUGAUUCUCCUGAUUCCAUCGAGAGGCUGCACAACCGGAUUUCUAUGCUCGAAGUAGUCGGUCGGUUAAAGAUUUCCAAGAGAAGCCAAGUCUUGGAGGUACCUAAACAGGUAGUCGUUUUGGACUCGGGGAAUUUGAAGGGAAAUAUUGUAGUUGGGGAGCUAGGGUUUCCUUUACUAGCGAAACCUUUGGUGGCUGAUGGGAGUGCAAAAUCGCACAAAAUGUAUCAAAUUUUUGACAGUGAAGGGUUGAAGAGGCUAGAUACGCCUAUUAUCUUGCAGGACUUUGUAAAUCAUGGUGGGGUGAUUUUCAAAGUUUAUGUUGCUGGUGACUACGUGCAAUGUGUAAAGAGGAAGUCGCUUCCUGAUAUAUCGCAGGAGAAAUUAGCUACAUUGAAGGGUUCUUUAUCAUUUUCUCAAAUAUCGAAUUUGACUGUGGCGGUGAAGAAUGAGUGCUUUGGUGAUGCAGUCGAUCUCGAGAAAGUGGAAAUGCCGCCAUUGGGAUUUUUGGAGGAGAUAGCCAGGGCGAUGAGGCAGGAAACCAGGCUUAAUUUGUUCAACUUUGAUGUGAUGAGGGAUGCUAAAGAUGGCAAUAGGUAUCUUGUCAUUGAUAUAAACUAUUUUCCUGGUUAUGCCAAGAUGCCAAAUUAUGAGUCUGUUUUGACAGAUUUUUUCUUGGAUCUUGUCCACGACAAAAAGAGUAGAGAUAUGCUUGCUGGAAACAUAGACGAUGGGGAGCAGUAACGCAAUAUUGGUGGGCUGAAGGGAAACAAUGAUUGAAUUUGCUCUAUGAAUGAUGCUUUUGAAGUGCGGAUGUCUUCGCGGUUGAAGGACUCAUCAUCUUCUGGCUUUGGAAGCCUGUUUGGCGUUUCGUUCUUAUUUUGUAUAUCCCGCCUAUCUGCCAAAUAGGUACUUUUUAAAUACUUGAAGUUUCUGUAAGGACAAAGCUUGAAGAAAAAUCUGUUGCCAUUGUAGCAAACCUUGUGGUUGUGUGAAGAAAUGUUGGGACCUUUGAUGCUAAUUACCGUUUCUUCCAUAUUUCCUUUUUGCCUUGCUUUGUAAGUGCUUAGUUCAGUUUUGAAUUUUCCUUUAAUAUCAAUCUUCAUUAGUGUUGCUUGUUUUGUUUUUC
Hevea brasiliensis (rubber tree) is the source of this 1735-nucleotide messenger RNA. Its product is annotated as inositol-tetrakisphosphate 1-kinase 1. NCBI's taxonomy places the organism in Eukaryota, Viridiplantae, Streptophyta, Magnoliopsida, Malpighiales, Euphorbiaceae. The record is from RefSeq and is a predicted model, not a curated record. Bases 364 to 1350 code for a protein of 328 amino acids. The transcript has a single exon. Gene Ontology annotation, molecular function: inositol-1,3,4-trisphosphate 6-kinase activity; ATP binding; magnesium ion binding. Gene Ontology annotation, cellular component: cytoplasm. Gene Ontology annotation, biological process: inositol trisphosphate metabolic process.